Molecule: messenger RNA, 1188 nt
Organism: Nakaseomyces glabratus
Lineage: Eukaryota; Fungi; Ascomycota; Saccharomycetes; Saccharomycetales; Saccharomycetaceae
Source: RefSeq, a predicted model, not a curated record
AUGGAUGAGUUCAACUUAGACCUUUUUAUUAUCAUAUCAUUCCAGAUGUUGAUAGGCGGAUCAAAUAACGCCCAUAAUCUGCAAAACAAUAGCACUACACAUUCCGCCAAUUCCGGAUACAAUUUGAGCAAUCGAGACCCUGGAUCAGCACUGAGUCAUUAUAGUGGUUUUCAUAUGUCUGACGGUUCCCCAAAUUCAAUCAACUCGAACUUGACCAACAUGACUACACCUAUCUUCAACUCUGACAACGGUACAAAAUUUGAUGAUCUGUAUAUUAUUUCAAUCUUUGAAAAGAUCAAUAACAUACUGGUUAAUAGCUCAUCAUCCUCAAAUUUGUUAAGAACAUUCUUAAAUACAUUAUCAGUGGGUUCUGAUACGGAUUAUCCUAAUCAAUUGUACAAAAGAUUCUUGGGUGUACGAAAAGAAUUGAAGGAUAACUAUAACGAAUCUCGGUUCAAUCAGUUCUUCACUGCAAAUGGUGACCUGAGAGAUUACCAAACUUUGGAGAAAAACAAGACAUGGAGUACAAUAAGAAAUUAUAUCUUAUCAAUAUAUGAUCCCAUUGCGGAUAAAUUUCUGGUGCCAAAGUCGUGGACUACUAAUAAUUCCCCAAGAAAAAUGAGUGUAAUUAAUAACUUUACAAGCAGUGGGAUGCUUUCAAAUCUAGCAUCAAAUAACAAUAGUAAUAAGGACCUAGUUAAUUAUGGUUCAUUUUUCACAAAUAACAAAUCUCUAAACGGUUAUUACACACAACCAACAAGCCCAACACCAAACGAUUUUAGCAUUAACUUUAACUUACCAAUAACUAACAAUAAUAACAGUAAUAGUAAUAACAGUAAUAAUAUUCCAUUACCUACAGGAGAUGAGUUUGAUUCUGCAAUGGUAGAUAUGUUGGAUUUCCCCAUUAAUACACCAGUGGAGGAGAAGUUUAAAAGAUCGGAAGAACCAAGAUCGCCGGUUUUUGUAGAAGAGCCUCCACAAGAUAUUGUGUGCUCAAAGUCCGCCCAAAAGGCAUUGCUUGCAUUAAGACAGCAUUAUGAUGGUGUUAUCUCUUAUAAUGAUGAAAAGAUUAGAAAACUAGAAAAAGAGCUCAAUGAACAAAGACAAGAAUCGAUAUGCCUAAGAAAGUUGUUGUUAGAGGCAAUGGGUAGUAUAAGAUCAACACUAAAUGAGAUGAGAAGUCAAUAA